AUGUCGACAUACCUCCCCGAUGAUGAUCUGUCGGUUCUACCAGAACUUGACAUUCUCUUCCCACCCAAGCCAUUGAUGGCUACAAGCGCGAAUACUGGCCUGCGAAGAUCUCCCCGCAAGAAAAUGGCCAACCAGCUACAGUCGCCUGAGAAGAGAGCACUGCCCGAAUUUGAAGGCCCACAGAAACGAGACCGAAGCGCGGGCACACGGCAAGUGAAGAAGGCCGGUACGCUGGACCAAGUGGCCACAUCAAAGAACGCCAACAGCUCGCUGAAAGAUAUCCCACUCCUGCCUCGCAACACGACCGUUUCCGAGACGCUGCUCACAUCCAAUAACCGCCGCUCACCAACGAGCCCGCAGAGGAGUUCGAGACUGGCCCAUCUCGACUCAACCACGGUACAUUUGAAGACUACCGCCGUGCAACGCAAUGGUGCGGAGCCUGCUGCGCCUGCCAGAGCAAAGAAACCAUCAGUAAAGGGAGGGGCAAGGUCUCUUGUGAAGCCUGAAUCACGGAGGUCGAGCCAGACGACAAGCAGAUCCAAACACAACCAAAUACCACACUACACCAGCAGAUUCGUCUUGAAGGAGGCUCCGUGCAACGACGACGACGAGAACUCCAACGAUGAGGACGAAGACGAAGACACCGAUCUGAGUGGCUUCAUCGUUGCCGAUGAUGCCGAGCUCAGCUUCUAUAAUACUUCCGCCAUGGAGUCGGAAGAUGAGAGUGAUGACCAGAGGACACCGCCUACCCGAGUACCACGAAGGGCUCCACGAAGGCGCUUACACCGUGGAUCACCGACUCGGAGGAGGUUGACCUUUGGCAAUGAUAGCGAGGGAGAAGACUCAGACAAGGAAAACCGUGCGGCAGACGUUCUGGUGAACGCUUUGCAGAACGUCUCGCUUGAAGACAAGAAGUCUACAGAGAAGAAAGAAGUGGUCGAAACAAUUGACAUCACCUCUUCCCCUGCUGUCUCUCCGGAGUUCAAACUGAAUCCUCGACCGAGUUCACCCUCAACUCAAACUCAGAAAGUCAAGGAGGAGAAAAAUCCAAGUCUCAACUCAAAUCCCUUCAACGACUUCGACGCCAUUCUGAAACUGGCUCCGCCGUCGUCCAAGCCUGCGCUCAUGAUUCCCUCAGGAGAACUGCCUUCUAAGAAGGCUAUUGAGCCAGACGGUACAGCAGAUGAACAAGGACCACCAAAUGAACCCGAUUUCCGUUUUCAAACACCGCCAGCGACGCCGCCACGCUCACCCUCAAAGCUCAAAUCGCCCUCGAAGCUUUUGUCACCGUCUAAGGGACAGGCUAUCCCGCAAUCACCCCACCGUCAGAGUAUGGACGCGUUCUGGGAUCAUAAUGUGAUCAACGAAUGGAACGAUGAAUUCUCUCCGAAAAAGGCACCAGCAGCCUCACCUGGGAAGCGAGGCGCAGGUAGAUUCCAGAUCUGGUCCGAUUCAGAUGACAGUCUCGAUUCUUUCGACUCACUUCCCAGUCCGUGCUCAUCACCUCGCAAAUCAGGGUCACCCGUCAAAAGUCCAGAGAAGGAAGAGAAGAAGCGCAUUGCGGAAGAGAAACGGCUUGCAGUGGCGCAAAAGAAAACCUUUGACGCGAAGAAAGAGCAACUCGCGCUCUCCCUCCUCCGCGAACUCGACGAGCACGUUGCGAACGGACAACUCGAAAAUCUAUCAUCCACCACAGGUGGCGUCAAGAUCAUCUGGUCCAAGACCCUGCGCUCCACUGCCGGACGAGCGAAUUGGAAACGCACCGUGACCAAACUGUCUGGCUCACCAAUCAAAGGAAACGCAGACUCGAGUGAUGUUGGGGUGAAGGUCCAGCAUUUCGCGUCGAUUGAGCUUGCGGAGAAGAUCAUCGACUGUGAAGAUCGAUUGGUCAAUACCCUGGCACAUGAGUUCUGCCACUUGACGAAUUUCAUGAUUAGCAACGUGCGAGAUCAGCCUCACGGCGCGAGUUUCAAGAACUGGGCCCAGGAGGCCACGUCCCACCUACGCUCCACGAGCGUCGAUUCAUGGCGCAAAGUCGAAGUCACCACGAAGCACAGCUACACCAUCAACCACAAGUACCUCUGGGUGUGUACCGGGCGCCCACGCACCUCGGCCAUGGAUUUCCUCAAGUUGGAGGACGAUGAGGGCUGUGGGGCCGAAUAUGGACGGCACAGUAAGAGUAUCGAUGUUGAGAAGCACCGGUGUGGGAAGUGUAAAGGGUUCUUGGUGCAGGUGAGACCCAAGCCGAGAGGGACGGCGAGUCCAAAGAAGAAAGGCGCAGCAAGGGUGAAGAGGGAGGGUAGCACGGAAAGUGAGAGUGGCAGCUCCAGUGGCAGUCAGACGAAUCCGUUGCGGACGAUGAUUGAGACGAUUGAGUUGAGCGAUUGA
Messenger RNA from Cladophialophora carrionii CBS 160.54, 2388 nucleotides. RefSeq lists its product as uncharacterized. Lineage: Eukaryota; Fungi; Ascomycota; Eurotiomycetes; Chaetothyriales; Herpotrichiellaceae. The record is from RefSeq and is a predicted model, not a curated record. The transcript has a single exon. The coding region runs from base 1 to 2388 and encodes 795 amino acids. Gene Ontology annotation, cellular component: nucleus.